UUGUUUUUUACCCAAUAAUGCUCCGGCACGAAUUGUGAACAAAAAGCAUGCUCGGGUGCAUGGUGCUGGACCUGCUGGUGUAGUCUCGGAUUCAAGGACUCUGUUUCUUGGUUCUUCAGCAGCAUCGAUCGAGAGAGAGAGAGAGAAAAUGGAAGUGGGGUUCUUGGGAUUGGGGAUAAUGGGGAAGGCCAUGGCGAUGAAUCUGCUCAAGCAUGGCUUCAAAGUCACUGUUUGGAACAGGACCCUCUCUAAGUGUGAUGAACUAGUGGAGCAUGGUGCUUCAGUCGGAGAAACACCAGCUGCAGUAGUCAAGAGAAACAAGUAUACUAUUGCAAUGUUAUCUGACCCUUCAGCUGCUCUUUCGGUGGCUUUCGACAAGGACGGUGUUCUUGAGGAGAUCUGUGCCGGAAAAGGUUACAUAGAUAUGUCAACAGUUGAUGCCGAAACUUCAAUUAAGAUAAACGAGGCAAUUCAAUCGAAGGGCGGUCACUUCCUUGAAGCCCCUGUCUCGGGUAGUAAAAAGCCUGCCGAAGAUGGACAAUUAAUUAUACUUGCAGCUGGAGAAAAGGCAUUGUUUGAGCAAGCAGUUCCAGCUUUCGAUGUCAUGGGGAAGAAGUCUUUCUUCCUGGGCCCAGUUGGAAAUGGAGCUAAAAUGAAGCUUGUAGUGAACAUGAUAAUGGGCUGCAUGAUGAACGCAUUUUCAGAGGGACUUGAACUGGCCAGCCGAAGUGGAUUGGACCCUCAUACUCUUCUCGACGUACUGGAUCUCGGUGCAAUUGCUAACCCAAUGUUCAAACUUAAAGGACCCACCAUGAUAAAGAACAGUUAUGCCCCAGCCUUUCCUCUGAAACAUCAGCAGAAGGACAUGAGGCUGGCUCUUGCCCUAGGGGAUGAAAAUGCCCUUUCAAUGCCGAUCGCAGCUGCUUCCAAUGAGGUUUUCAAGAGGGCCAGGAGCCUGGGACUGGGUGAUUCAGACUUCUCUGCUGUUUUCGAGGCCGUGAAGUCUGUUAAACAUUAAUCAUCAUGCAAAAGGACAGGGUGAUACAUAGUUGCGCGUGGAAUCUUGGUGCUUUAAACUGGUUUCUGGAAGAUGCUUAUUCAUCAUUGUCGGGUUGCCGAGAACGAUGAUCCAUGCCAAAAAGAUGCAAUUUACUGCUUGAGAAGCUGGAGUUUCUCGGUUCUGAAAGUUGUUGAGAGGUUUCACUCUAGACCUGUAACUGUAUUUCCAUUUGAGACAGAAUGCUAAACUGAUGUUUGAGAUGCCAUUAAAUAUCAUGGUUGCUCCAAGCC
This is a messenger RNA of Rhodamnia argentea, 1290 nucleotides long. RefSeq names its product glyoxylate/succinic semialdehyde reductase 1. Gene Ontology annotation, cellular component: cytosol. The coding region runs from base 149 to 1018 and encodes 289 amino acids. Gene Ontology annotation, molecular function: 3-hydroxybutyrate dehydrogenase activity; NAD binding; NADP binding. The record is from RefSeq and is a predicted model, not a curated record. NCBI's taxonomy places the organism in Eukaryota, Viridiplantae, Streptophyta, Magnoliopsida, Myrtales, Myrtaceae. The transcript has 8 exons.